This is a messenger RNA of Hymenoscyphus albidus, 390 nucleotides long. The record is from the annotation of a GenBank genome assembly. Lineage: Eukaryota; Fungi; Ascomycota; Leotiomycetes; Helotiales; Helotiaceae.
AUGGCGGACCAGUCAGCACCUUGGACUUGGGAUACGACAUCGAUAUACGACCUCUUAGUAGAAAUUGUUAACGAAUUUCUGGUCGCAAAAUUUGGAAAAUAUCAUUUCUACACAGAAGUAUGCUAUGUGCCUGUAACAGAUUUGAUUCACUGAAUCAAAUCUGUUACAGUGCCUUUGCGCAAGUACUGAUUCGUUUACUAAGUUUCAAUCCAGGCAACUGAUGGCGAUACAAUCCAGGCAACUGAUGGCGAUACAAUCCAGUUUUGGAUUCCUCGCAAGUUGACUAGGGUAAGCUGAUUCCCCCGAGGCUUUCCGUGGGGCUGCUAACCUUGCCACAAGAAGGAGAAGGCAGAUUUGAAAUCCAAAGGUCCACGCGCUGGAAAGUCCUAG